AUGUGGCUACUCGACCAGUGUCAAGCACUGUUCAACACCUCCAGCCUCUAUGGGGUGCUGGGCGUUUCCAAGGAGGCGACAGACGCAGAGAUCCGACACAGCUACUACAAGGUGUCGCUCAGGGUUCACCCAGAUCGUGCUCCCGAAGACCUGCAGGCAACAGAGAAAUUUCAGGUGCUUGGGAAGUUAUAUGCCGUGUUGAGUGACAAGGAGCAGAGGGCAGUGUAUGAUGAGCAGGGACUUGUGGCUGAGGAAUCGGACUCACUGCAGCAGGACCAAUGCUGGGAGGAGUACUGGAGGUUGCUGUUCCCUAAGAUCACAUUGGAGGACAUCCAGGAGUUUGAGAGGAAGUACAAAGGCACGGAGGAGGAGAGGCAGGAUGUGAUGCAGAUUUACCUGCAGCACCAGGGGAACAUGGACGCCAUCAUGGCCUCAGCCCUUUGCUGCUCUCAGGAGGACGAGCCCAGGAUCACAGCCCUUAUACAGACAGCCAUCCAGGCAGGGGAACUCACGGCCUACCCUGCUUUUACCCAGGAGAGCACCAGGAAGAAGAAAACACGCAAACAUAAGGCUGAUGAAGAAAGACAAGAAGCUGAGGAGAGGCAGAGAGAGAUGGGACUCAAUGAUGCUGAUGACAGUCUUGUAAUGAUGUUAAAGCAAAAGCAGAAGUCCAGAGAGCAGAAUUUGAACUCUUUCCUGUCUGACCUGGAAGCCAAAUACUCCAAGGGAGGAAAAGCCAAAGCAGGAGGGAACGGAAAAAAGUGAAGACUUCAAACCCUUGAAGGUAGAGGUUAAGGUCAAAUUUUUAUCAAAACUUGACACCUGCAUAUGCCCCCUAGUCACACAUCUAUCACGUAUUUCUUUACAAAUUAUCUUACUGAUCUAAGCUCCGCUAGCACCUCUGCUGAAAGUAGAAUAUGGCUUCUACUGCAGUGAGGUGAAUUGUCCAAGUACUUAAACAGCCCCUCUAUUCCCUCGAAAGUCUCCUGUGCCUUACACUAAGCCCUCAUCACAUUAAGGUUUGUUAGGAAAACAUCUAACACCUACCUUUUAGUUGGAGUCUCUCUAAGGCUUGUCUUUUCUCUUCCCAUUAAGGUAUGCUAUGUGAAACCCCAAAGUUUUGUGCAUGUCUUUUUUACAUGGGAAAAUAAAGGUAAUGUGCUUAUAAAAGUACAAAGCAGCCAGUCGAAGCAUGUCAGUGUUCAAAAGGCUUUUGUUUCUCCCUGCAUAGUUGGACUUGCCAUUCGGGUCAUCCUACGAAAAUUGUCUUUCCUGUCCCCUACCUUAACCACCAGGAAAAACACUUAUGUUAGAUAAUGACAUGUUGUUUUAAUUUAAGUGUUUUGUUAAUAAAACAUAUGUAAAACAGAUAUUGCAAACUAUUUGUAUAUAGUGCUUUUGGAAAGUAUUCAGACCCCUUGAUUUCCCCCCCCCCCCACAGUACUACUUUACAGCCUUAUUCUAAAAUGUAUUAAAAAACAUGUUUUUCCUCAAUCGACACAAUACCCCAUAAUGACAAAGCAAAAACCGUUUUAGACAUUUUUGCAAAUUUAUUUAAAAUGAGCUGUCAUAUUUACAUAAAUAUUCAGACGCUUUACUCAGUGCCUUGUUGAAGCACCUUUGGCAGCGAUUACAGCCUCAAGUAUUCUUGGGUAUGACGCUACAAGCUUGGCACACCUGUAUUUGGGGAGUUUCUCCCAUUCUUCUCUGCAGAUCCUCUCAAGCUCUGUCAGGUUGGAUAGGGAUCGUCGCUGUACAGCUAUUUUCAGGUCUCUCCAGAGAUGUUCGAUUGGGUUCAAUUCCGGGCUCUGGCUGGGCCACUCAAUGACAUUCAUAGCCUUGUCCCAAAGCCACUCCUGCAUUGUCUUGGCUGUGCGCUUAGGGUCGUUGUCCUGUUGGAAGGUGAAACUUUGCCCCAGUCUGAGGUCCUGAGCACUCUGGAGCAGGUUUUCAUCAAGGAUCGCGCUGUACUUUGCUCUGUUCAUCUUUCCCUUUAUCCUGACUAGUCUCCCAGUCCCUGACACUGGAAAAUAUCCCCACAGCAUGAUGCUGCCACCACCAUGCUUCACUAUAGGGAUGGUGCCACGUUUCUUCCAGACGUGACGCUUGGCAUUCUGGCCAAAGAGUUAAAUCUUGGUUUCAUCAAGAUUCAUCUAUAACGUAACAAAAUGUGGAAAAGGGGAAGGGGUCUGAAAACUUUCCAAAUGCACUAUAUAUACACAGUUGAAGUCAGACGUACAUACAUUUAAACUCAGUAUUUCACAAUUCCUGACAUUUAAUCCUAGUAAGAAUUCCCUGUCUUAGGUCAGUUAGGAUCACCACUUUAUUUUAAGAAUGUGAAAUGUCAGAAUAAUAGUUGAGAGUAAUUUGUUUCAGCUUUUAUUUCUUUUAUCACAUUCACAGUGGGUCAGACGUUUACAUACACUCAAUUAGUAUUUGGUAGCAUUGCCUUUAAAUUGUUUAACUUGGGUCAAACGUUUCAGGCCCAUUCCUCCUGACAGAGCUGGUGUAGCUGAGUCAGGUUUGUAGGCCUCCUUGCUCGCACAUGCUUUUUCAGUUCUGCCCACAAAUUUUCCAUAGGAUUGAGGUCGGGGCUUUGUGAUGGCUACUCCAAAACCUUGACUUUGUGGUCAUUAAGCCAUUUUUCCACAACUUUGGAAGUAUGCUUGGGGUCAUUGUCCAUUUGGAAGACCCAUUUGCGACCAAGCUUUAAAUUCCUGACUGAUGUCUUGAGAUGUUGCUUCAAUAUAUCCACGUAAUUUUCCUCCUUCAUGAUGCCAUCUAUUUUGUGGAGUGCACCAGUCCCUCCUGCAGCAAAGCACCCCCACAACAUGAUGCUGCCACCCCCGUGCUUCAAGGUUGGGAUGGUGUUCUUCGGCUUGCAAGCCUCCCCCCUUUUCCUCCAAACAUAACGAUGGUCAUUAUGGCCAAUCAGUUCUAUUUUUGUUUCAUCAGACCAGAGGACAUUUCUCCAAAAGGUACGAUCUUUGUUCUCAUGUACAGUUGCAAACCGUAGUCUGGCUUUUUUUAUGGCAGUUUUGGAGCAGUGGCUUAUUUCUUGUUGAGCGGACUUUCAGGUCAUGUCGAUAUAGGACUCGUUUUACUGUGGAUAUAGAUACAUUUGUACCUGUUUCCUCCAGCAUCUUCACAAGGUCCUUUGCUGUUGUUCUGGGAUUGAUUUGCACUUUUCGCACCAAGUACGUUAAUCUCUAGGAGACCAAAUGCGUCUCCUUAGCAGUAUGACGGCUGCGCGGUCCCAUGGUGUUUAUACUUGCUCACUAUUGUUUGUACAGAUGAACGUGGUACCUUCAGGCAUUUAGAAAUUGCUCCCAAGGAUGAACCAGACUUGAAGGUCAAUUUUUAAAUUUUUUUGGAGGUCUUGGCUGAUUUCUUUUCCUAUUCCCAUGAUGUCAAGCAGAGGCACUGAGUUUGAAGGUUGGCCUUGAAAUACAUCCACAGAUACACCUCCAAUUUACUCAAAUGAUGUCUCAAUUAGCGUCGGAAGCGUCUCAAGCCAUGACAUAAUUUUCUUGAAUUUCCCAAGCUGUUUAAAAGCACAGUCAAUUUAGUGUAUGUAAACCUCUGACCCAUUGGAAUUGUGAUUACAUUAAAUAAUCUGUUUGUAAACAAUUGUUGGAAAAAGGACUUGUGUCAUGCAAAGUAGAUGUCCUAACCGACUUGCCAAAAGUUUGUUAACAAGAAAUUUGUGGAGUGGUUGAAAAAUGAGUUAAUCCAACCUAAGUCUAUGUAAACUUCUGACUUCAACUGUAUAUAUUUCGUAGAAAAUAUAUUUUUCUCCCACUCUAAAUGUCAUAAUACAUUAGAAAGUAUUAGUUAUUUAGUGGAUUACUUAAACUAAUGUCAACUAAAUAUAACUAAUUUACAGGGAAUAGCUAUCCCUCAAUUUCAUGUCAAUGGUGUUACGCCAUUAAAUAACAUUUAUAAAAGCAA
Oncorhynchus keta (chum salmon) is the source of this 3951-nucleotide messenger RNA. RefSeq names its product dnaJ homolog subfamily C member 9-like. Lineage: Eukaryota; Metazoa; Chordata; Actinopteri; Salmoniformes; Salmonidae. Gene Ontology annotation, molecular function: heat shock protein binding. The coding region runs from base 1 to 765 and encodes 254 amino acids. Gene Ontology annotation, cellular component: nucleus; cytoplasm. The record is from RefSeq and is a predicted model, not a curated record. The transcript is spliced from 5 exons.